Molecule: messenger RNA, 962 nt
Organism: Cavia porcellus (domestic guinea pig)
Lineage: Eukaryota; Metazoa; Chordata; Mammalia; Rodentia; Caviidae
Product: granzyme B-like
Exons: 5
Coding region: 50-844 (264 amino acids)
Biological process (GO): proteolysis
Cellular component (GO): cytoplasm; intracellular membrane-bounded organelle
Molecular function (GO): serine-type endopeptidase activity
Source: RefSeq, a predicted model, not a curated record
GGUCACUGAGCAAACUCCUCCCUUUCUUCUGCUGGGAAUAAAAGACAACAUGGGCGAAUCUUCAGAAGCUCUGACUUCGAGUCGCUUCUUGCUUCUUGGGAAGAUGCAGCUGCUCCUGAUCCUGUUGGCCUUCUUUCUGCUCCCCAGAGCACAGGCAGGAGAGAUCAUCGGGGGAAAUGAAGCCAAACCCCACUCCCGCCCCUACAUGGCUUACCUUAGGAUCAGGCGUGAGAAAUCUUGGAACAUUUGUGGUGGCUUCCUGAUUCAAGAGGACUUUGUGCUGACAGCUGCUCACUGUUUACAGGGCCAAAUAGAGGUCACCUUGGGGGCCCACAACAUAGAGGAACAAGAGGACAACCAGCAGGUCAUCUGUGUACAAAAAGCACUUCCCCACCCAGACUAUAAUAGGAAAAUGGGCAUCAAUGACAUCAUGCUGCUAAAGCUGGAGAAAAAGGCCAAGCUGACUAAAGCUGUGCAGCUCCUCACCCUGCCCAAGGGCAGGACCCAGGUGAAUCCAGGUACCCAGUGCCAGGUGGCUGGAUGGGGAAAUUUGACUCCAGAGGGAACAUACUCAAGAACACUGCAGGAAGUGGAGAUGAUAGUGCAGAAGGACGAGAAGUGUCAGGAGCGCUAUAAAAAGUAUGAUCGUGCUACUCAGAUUUGUGUGGGAGACCCAAAAAUUAAAAAUACUUCGAUUAAGGGUGACUCCGGAGGCCCCCUGGUGUGUAAUAAUGUGGCACAGGGCAUUGUCUCCUAUGGAUCAAAAAAUGGAACAACACCACGUAUCUUUACCAAAGUCUCAUGUUUUCUACGCUGGAUAAAGAAAACCAUGAAACAUAGCUGACAGCUCACAGCAAAGUAAAUCCCCUCUAUCAGCAAUCAUCUUACCUGGAUCUGCGUCUAGAAUCACUCUAGAACAGAUACCAGCAACUAAAUAAAUGUUUCAUCUCAGUGGAAGGCUA